CUCCUCUCGCGAGAUUAGCAGCGCUCUCGUGUUGUUGUUGUUGUGGUGAUGAUGGCGGCAGGCGCAGAGGCCCCGGACUCCUGGUAUCUCGCUCUGCUCGGUUUCGCCGAACAUUUCCGGACCUCCAGUCCUCCCAAAAUCCGCUUGUGUGUGCACUGCCUGCAGGCCGUCUUCCAGUUCAAGCCGCCGCAGAGAGUGGAGGCCCGCACGCACCUGCAGCUCGGCUCGGUGCUCUACCACCACACGAAGAACAGCGAGCUGGCCCGCACGCACCUCGAGAAAGCGUGGCUCAUCUCACAGCAAGUGGCACAGUUUGAGGAUGUGAAGUUUGAGGCGGCGAGUCUCCUGUCGGAGCUGUACUGUCAGCAGAACUUGGUUGAUUCGGCGAAACCGCUGCUGCGGAAGGCCAUCCAGAUCUCACAGCAGACCCCCUACUGGCACUGCAGACUGCUCUUCCAGCUGGCGCAACUGCACACGCUGGAGAAGGACCUGGUGUCGGCCUGUGAUCUGCUGGGGGUCGGUGCUGAAUACGCCAGAGUCGUGGGAUCCGAGUACACCAGAGCUCUCUUCCUGUUGAGCAAAGGCAUGCUGCUGCUGAUGGAGCGUAAGCUGCAGGAGGUUCAUCCGCUGCUGACUCUCUGCGGACAGAUCGUGGAAACUUGGCAGGGAAACCCCAUCCAGAAGGAGUCGCUGCGAGUGUUCUUCCUGGUCCUGCAGGUCACACAUUACCUGGACGCCGGACAGGUGAAGAGCGUCAAGCCGUGUCUGAAGCAGCUGCAGCAGUGCAUCCAGACCAUCUCCACGCUCCACGACGAUGAGAUCCUGCCCAGUAACUCGGCCGAUCUCUUCCACUGGCUGCCCAAAGAGCACAUGUGUGUCCUAGUCUACCUGGUGACGGUCAUGCACUCGAUGCAGGCUGGGUAUCUGGAGAAAGCUCAGAAAUACACUGAUAAAGCCCUCAUGCAGCUGGAGAAGCUGAAGAUGUUGGACUGCAGCCCCAUCCUGUCCUCGUUUCAAGUCAUUCUGCUGGAGCACAUCAUCAUGUGUCGUCUGGUGACGGGACACAAGGCCACGGCGCUGCAGGAGAUCUCUCAGGUGUGUCAGCUCUGUCAGCAGUCUCCACGGCUCUUCUCCAAUCACGCGGCUCAGCUCCACACGCUGCUGGGCCUGUACUGUAUCUCUGUUAACUGUAUGGAUAACGCUGAGGCCCAGUUCACUACAGCGCUGCGGCUCACCUCCCAUCAAGAGCUGUGGACCUUCAUCGUCACUAACCUGGCGAGUGUGUACAUCAGAGAGGGAAACAGACAUCAGGAGCUGUACAGUCUAUUAGAGCGGAUCAACCCGGACCAAAACUUCCCCGUCAGCUCUCACUGUCUGCGCGCCGCUGCCUUCUACAUCCGAGGCCUUCUGUCCUUCUUCCAGGGACGCUACAAUGAAGCCAAGCGUUUCCUGCGCGAGACGCUGAAGAUGUCGAAUGCGGAGGAUCUGAAUCGUCUGACGGCCUGCUCUCUGGUGCUGCUGGGACACAUAUUCUACGUGCUGGGGAACCACAGAGAGAGUAACAACAUGGUGGUUCCUGCGAUGCAGCUGGCCAGUAAGAUCCCAGACAUGUCUGUGCAGCUCUGGUCAUCCGCUCUGCUCAAGGAUCUCAACAAGGCCUGCGGGAACUCCAUGGACGCACAUGAAGCAGCACAGAUGCACCAGAACUUCUCCCAGCAGCUCCUGCAGGACCACAUCGCCGCCUGCAGCCUUCCAGAACACAACCUCAUCAGCUGGACUGAAGGCCCUCCUCCUGUGCAGAUUCAAGCUCAGAACGGACCCACCACCAGCCUGGCCAGCCUGCUUUAAACACACACACACGGGACGAGCGAGACGCCGCUGCCUUUCACCUCUUCUAUUGUUCAGAUUUUAACUUAUUGAGUUGUUCACAGUUUACGUCUUUUGGUGCGUUUGAUUGGCUGUGUUCAGAGCGAGGACAGACGGGGGUCAGAGGUCACAGCAGAUCUGUGUUUGACUCGUGUGACCGCAGUGUUGGUGUCCUGCUCCUCAUCUUCUCUCUGUUCUGUUGUCGUCACACAUGGUUCCUCAGACGGGUUUAGCUGUACUAGUUACUGCGUCGCUCAGUGUGUGAGGAUCUGUAACGAGUCGCUAGCAGCAGCCUCCUCAGACCGACCCUGACCUGAACUCACAGCAACUCUUCAAACAGCAUUCACCACUAAAUAAAACAGAUUUCAGUCAGAAGAAUCAAGCCUGAUUUUAGGAUAUUUUUUGCGUUGUCGUUUUUAACCCCUAAAUUCUCAGUAUUGUAAUCUUAAUUUGGUUGACAUUUAUUUAAAUUAUUAAUGCAUUAUGGUAGUAUUUGUUGUGCUUCCUUUAAUUUAUGCUGGUUCAAGUAAAUCUUUACAGGACUUGUGCAUUUACAAAAAACAAUCUUCAAACAGGCUUCACUUUCAUUUGAUUUUCCAUGAUUUCGGGGUGUUUUCGUGAGACAGAGAAUGUGGGUCACAGGAAGCGGGUGUCAUGUGACCAGCAGAGGGCGCCUGGUGUCUCGCUUCUGUUCAGAGGAGCAGGACUUCAGCAUAAACCCUUGAAUCUGAGGAGCGGAUCUCACAGCUGUUUGUGAGUCUGUGAUGUGUGACGACAGUCUCCAGUUUUCUAUGCGCUGAUAUUUUACACGCGUCUCAUUUUGUGCUCAGAACACGUUUGUUUUGUUCUCGCACGUCUCAUGUUUUACUCUCUGUACAAACGCUGUGAGUCUUUUCUUUUAAAGGUAUUAACCUCUUUUCUUCUGUAGUUUUAACAAAUACAUUUAUUAGAUUUUGUAAAUUUUGAAUAUUUAUAUACUACAUUUAACAAUAUUAUAAUCUUUGUCAUUAUUUUGCUUUGGAAUAGCCCUGGUUUGUAUAAAUGUGAUGAGAACUGUGGUUUCUGUAGUUCAUCAGACGCUUUGAUCGUUGGGUAAAGUUCAUUCUGCUCUCGGAUCAGCCGCCGCUCUUUCUAAUAACUGUAUUUUUAAACUCAUUUUAUUUCUUUGUGUCUGCUUCAAAAUCAUCAGGAUUUUUUUUUAAAUAAAAUUGGAGGUGUAUGAAG
Molecule: messenger RNA, 3090 nt
Organism: Cyprinus carpio (common carp)
Lineage: Eukaryota; Metazoa; Chordata; Actinopteri; Cypriniformes; Cyprinidae
Product: MAU2 chromatid cohesion factor homolog
Exons: 19
Coding region: 49-1848 (599 amino acids)
Biological process (GO): mitotic sister chromatid cohesion; maintenance of mitotic sister chromatid cohesion
Cellular component (GO): SMC loading complex; chromatin
Molecular function (GO): double-stranded DNA binding; protein binding
Source: RefSeq, a predicted model, not a curated record